Castor canadensis (American beaver) is the source of this 2215-nucleotide messenger RNA. Lineage: Eukaryota; Metazoa; Chordata; Mammalia; Rodentia; Castoridae. The record is from RefSeq and is a predicted model, not a curated record.
ACGCUUUGCUCGCGGCACUGUCUAUAAAGUUGUUGUUGAGGCUUCCGCCGCGAGUGGAGGAAGAUGGCGUCGGGAGGUGGUGGCUGUAGCGCUUCAGGGAGACUCCCUCCGCCCUUCCCCGGCCUGGAUCCCGAGUCUGAGGGAGCUGCAGGGGGGUCAGAACCCGAGGCUGGGGACAGCGACACCGAGGGGGAGGAUAUUUUCACUGGCGCCGCGGCAGCCAAUAAGCCCCAGUCUCCAAAGAGAACUGCAUCUCUUCUUCCCAUCAACAGUAGUUCCAAAGAAAACGGAAUCCAUGAGGAGCAAGACCAAGAGCCACAGGAUCUUUUUGCAGAUGCCACAGUGGAACUAUCCCUAGAUAGUACACAAAAUAAUCAGAAGAAGGUACCAGCCAAAAUGCUUGUUCCUGUUCCUCCACAAGAAGCCACAAGUUCUUCUAAGUCCCAGCUAAGCUACGAGGAGCUAGAGGAAGAAGAACAGGAGGACCAAUUUGAUUUGACAGUAGGUAUUACUGAUCCAGAGAAAAUAGGGGAUGGCAUGAAUGCCUAUGUAGCCUACAAAGUUACAACCCAGACUAGCUUACCAAUGUUCAGAAGUAAACAGUUCGCAGUGAAAAGAAGAUUUAGUGACUUUCUGGGUCUUUAUGAGAAGCUUUCAGAGAAACAUUCUCAGAAUGGCUUUAUUGUCCCUCCUCCACCUGAAAAGAGCCUAAUAGGAAUGACAAAAGUAAAAGUUGGGAAGGAGGAUUCUUCUUCUGCAGAAUUUCUUGAAAAACGGAGGGCUGCUCUAGAAAGGUACCUCCAGAGGGUUGUGAAUCAUCCUACCAUGUUACAGGACCCUGAUGUCAGAGAGUUUUUGGAAAAAGAAGAGCUGCCACGUGCUGUGGGUACCCAGACACUAAGUGGUGCUGGUCUUCUUAAGAUGUUCAACAAAGCUACAGAUGCUGUCAGCAAAAUGACCAUCAAGAUGAAUGAAUCAGACAUUUGGUUUGAGGAGAAGCUCCAGGAGGUAGAGUGUGAGGAGCAGCGCUUACGGAAACUGCAUGCUGUGGUAGAAACUCUAGUCAACCAUAGGAAAGAUCAGAGAGGCCUCUGCUGUCUUUUCCUUGUUCCAGAGCUAGCAGUGAACACAGCCCAGUUUGCAAAGAGUCUAGCCAUGCUUGGGAGCUCUGAGGACAACACAGCAUUGUCACGUGCACUCUCCCAGCUGGCCGAGGUGGAAGAAAAGAUUGAGCAGCUCCACCAGGAACAGGCCAACAGUGACUUCUUCCUUCUUGCUGAGCUCCUGAAUGACUACAUUCGCCUCUUGGCCAUAGUCCGAGCUGCCUUUGACCAACGCAUGAAGACAUGGCAGCGUUGGCAGGAUGCUCAAGCCACAUUGCAGAAGAAGCGGGAAGCCGAAGCUCGGCUGCUGUGGGCCAACAAGCCUGACAAGCUGCAGCAGGCCAAGGAUGAGAUUACAGAGUGGGAGUCUCGAGUAACCCAGUAUGAAAGGGACUUUGAAAGGAUUUCAACAGUAGUCCGAAAAGAAGUGAUACGGUUUGAGAAAGAGAAAUCCAAGGACUUCAAAAACCACGUGAUCAAGUACCUUGAAACACUCCUGUGUUCACAGCAGCAGCUGGCGAAGUACUGGGAAGCCUUCCUUCCUGAGGCAAAAGCCAUCUCCUAAUGGACCAAGGAUACAGGAGCCUACCUGUGUGACGCUGCCUUUUUUUACACUGUCCUUCUUCCCCUCGAUGGACCCCAGUGAUGUAUCCUGCCUAGACUGGACAGCCCCUUCCUCCUUGCCCCCAUGACCAAGCUGUUCCCAGUUGCUCUAACCAGUAUUUCAUUUAGCUUCCACAUAUAUUUUCUUACCUAAGAGAAUAGUUUCCUGCUUUAAGCAAUGACCUACAAUAGGUGGUGGAAUUAUGGGAUGGGGUGGAGAAUUGAUAUAAAUAUAUAAAUACAAAUGUAUAUUUUUCAGGAUGUGGUUUAGGAACUGGGAAUAACGUUUUCUGUUACUCCUGAUGGUGCCAUGAAAAGAUUAUAUAAUAAAAUAUUUUAAAAUCAGGUCACAUGACUCAGAAUGGUGGUACUUUUUGCUUUAGACUGAGGAAGAGUUGCGAAGCAAGUCUGGAACACUCCUAACCGGGAGGUUGCCCAGGUGUAGUAAGUUUCGCUUUACACUAUCUCACAAAUUUUCGGUCUGCUUUCCUAUGGAAUUAGGGUUUCUU